GUGGUAGGAGAGGUUUUUGUGAAUGUUAGAGAGAACUAACUCAUCAAGGUGGUGAUGGGUGUUCCUCAAACUCCAAACCCUUCUCCUCCACAUAAGUAUCCACAAGAACUUCAGCUUAAACUUUAUCAAGCCUUCAUAUUCUCAAUUCCUAUACUCUUUUCCAUAAUUCUCAUACUCCUGUUUUACUUGUUCUACCUCAAGAGAAGGGCUUCCUCUCUCUCAUACCCUCCUCCUCUUCACCUACUUCCCAUAACUGCAAAUCCUCAUCAAACUUCAUAUCGCUAUCGUUCCUCAUCACCUUGCCGUUUAAAUUUGGCGGUGCAAAUUCUGGACAAACUUCCAAGAGUUUUAUUUGAUGAGGAUUUGAGAACAAGGGAUUCAGUAUGUUGUGUUUGUCUUGGAGAAUUUGAGCUGAAAGAAGAGCUGCUACAGAUUCCUUAUUGCAAGCACAUGUUUCACAUAGAGUGCAUAGAUAACUGGUUGCAAUCAAACUCCACAUGUCCACUUUGUAGAUGUUCCAUCAUCCCCACAUCAAAGUUCCUCAAUCCACCACCACUUGUUGUGCAAGACCCACCUCAUCAAGGUGCUAUUUCAGGUUCUCCAUCACACAUCAUAUCAUCACCAACACCCCAACUAGGAGGUGAAGCUGGUGCUUCCUCAAUUACUAACAAUUUUCAAGAGAAUGAUGUACCAACUAGAUGAUCAUAGUGUGUAGUGUGUGUGUUUUGAUACCAGUUGAGUGCAUUGCAAACAAACUUCUGUCUCAAUCCAUAAGAAGUCUGCUCACUUUUUACCUCUGCUAACGUCAAUUUGCACAGGUGACCGAUGAUUAUCCAGAUAUACCUGUAGUUUUUUUACUUAAGGGAGGCGAUUCAGCUGGCCUUCAUGAGUCUGUAGUUCUGUAAAUUCAGAUGAAUCAGAACCAAUGAUAUAUGAAAUAAAAUGUGUCCUUUUCCCCCCUA
Lotus japonicus is the source of this 962-nucleotide messenger RNA. RefSeq names its product probable E3 ubiquitin-protein ligase RHA4A. NCBI's taxonomy places the organism in Eukaryota, Viridiplantae, Streptophyta, Magnoliopsida, Fabales, Fabaceae. Bases 55 to 702 code for a protein of 215 amino acids. The record is from RefSeq and is a predicted model, not a curated record. The transcript has 3 exons.